UUUAUAGGCUUCAAUGAUAUACUUUGCAUUUCCAUUGAACUCCAAAGCAGAGGAAAGCCAUGGAUGCCUCUCAAGAAGUUGAACUCCAAAGCAGAGGCAAUAAUAAUAAUGAUAGCCCAACGAACCAGGUGGAGAUUUGGAGAAGCAAGAAUUAUACAUGGUGGUUUAGGAUAAGCCUGUACAUCGUAUUCCUGGUGGCAGGGCAAUCCGCCGCCACGAUGUUGGGACGACUGUACUACGACAAAGGAGGGAACAGCAAGUGGAUGGCAACGUUGGUUCAAUCCGCGGGAUUCCCGAUCUUGAUUCCGCUCUUGUUCCUAUUCCGCUCCACGGAUUCUUCAUCGUCAUCACCGAAACAUCCUCGUACUUCAACAACCAUGCUGUCUCUCUACGUGUUCUUCGGCCUGCUCUUAGCCGGCGACAACAUGAUGUACUCCUACGGCCUCCUCUACAUCCCCGUCUCCACCUAUUCCCUCCUCUGCGCCACCCAGCUAGCCUUCAACGCCCUCUUCUCGUUCCUAAUCAACGCCCAGAAGUUCACCGCUCUCAUCCUCAACUCCCUCGUCCUCCUCACCGUGUCCGCCGCGCUCCUAGCUGUCCACGCGGACUCCGACGGCGGCACGGCGGGCGUCUCCAAGGGGAAGUACGCCAUAGGAUUCCUGUGCACGGUGGGCGCAUCCGCCGCGUACUCGCUCUACCUCUCCCUGAUGGAGCUCUCGUUCAAGAAGGUGAUCGGAACAGAGACGUUCGGCGCGGUGGUGGAUAUGCAGGUCUUCCCGUCGUGCGUGGCGAGCUGCUGCUGCGUCGUGGGCCUUUUCGCGAGCGGGGAAUGGAGGGGUUUGGAGGGGGAGAUGAGUGGGUUUGAGAAGGGCCGGGUGGCGUAUGUGAUGACGUUGGUUUGGACGGCGGUGUCGUGGCAGAUCUGUUCUGUGGGUUUGUUGGGGUUGAUUUUUGAGGUUUCUUCUCUGUUCUCCAACGUUAUUAGUACGCUGGGUUUGCCUAGCGUUCCGGUUCUUGCCGUCAUAUUCUUUGGAGACAAGAUGGAUGGGGUGAAGGUCAUUGCAUUGCUGCUUGCAAUUUGGGGAUUCCUGUCUUAUAUUUAUCAGCAUUACCUUGAUGAUUCCAAAGCUAAGUCAACUGUAUCAUCUACCAAUCAAGUUUAGGAAUCAUUGUCCUAAAGAUGGACACAGAUUUAGGGAGAUGUAUUUAAUAUAUUGAAAAGUUUCUGAAAUGAUAUUUUUAGUAAUGAAAUACGGAGUUAUACACA
Ipomoea triloba (trilobed morning glory) is the source of this 1267-nucleotide messenger RNA. Its product is annotated as probable purine permease 11. Bases 60 to 1163 code for a protein of 367 amino acids. The record is from RefSeq and is a predicted model, not a curated record. Lineage: Eukaryota; Viridiplantae; Streptophyta; Magnoliopsida; Solanales; Convolvulaceae. Gene Ontology annotation, cellular component: membrane. The transcript has 2 exons. Gene Ontology annotation, molecular function: purine nucleoside transmembrane transporter activity.